AUGAAGCUUCUUCAUAUCAAUACUGGUCAAUUGCAUGUCUUCAACUUCCCUCCACCUGUGCCUUACGCCAUUCUUUCUCAUACGUGGUCAUCGCCAGCCGAUGACGAGUGGACCAAGUACGACAACAACGACAACACCAACGCUCUUAUCAGGACCGACAAAUCCGCAAUCCACGUCAUCAUUGAAAGGUUUUGCCACAUUGCGCAAACUCAGAAUUAUGAAUACGUCUGGAUCGAUGCCGCCUGCAUUGACAAAGCUUCUAGCGCUGACGUCUCGGAGAACAUCAAUUCACUACCCGGGUACUUGAGGAGAGCUGGCGUUUGCAUCACGUUCCUGGCCGACCUCCGGUGCGGGCCAUCCCUGCCUUGGAAGGAUACCUGGGCUCACUGCCAAUUCUGGAAUCGGGCUUGGACACUCCAGGAGCUUCUUCUACCGGUCAGAGUCCAAUUUUACGAUGCUCAGUGGCAUCUCAGAGGUGAGCGGGCGACGGCACCGCUGCCGGCGUUGAUCUCCAUGACCACUGGCAUCGACCAGGACAUCCUAACUCAACAGCGGAGCUUGUGCAAGACAGCCGUCGCGCACAGGAUGACAUGGGCAUCCCGUCGUAAGGGGACCAGAUCUGAGGAUGUCGCAUAUUCCCUAUUAGGAGUCUUCGAUGUUCGCAUGCCCGCUGUGUAUGGAGAAGGGGCACGCCGUUCCUUCCUUCGUCUUCAGGAGGAAAUCCUCAAAUACUCCAACGACGCAUCACUGUUUGCCUGGACCAGCCACGGGAAUGAGAACAGUCGAGGGAUCUUCGCAGAAUCUCCUGUAGAAUUUGAUAACUUCAGCGAGUCACCUGCGGCUCGUUUUCCUGGAGUCUUCCGUGGUUUUGCAGCGUUGACUAGCAAAGGUGUGCUCGUUGAGGGCCAGGUUACCAAGCACGGCGAAUCCGUUUUCCUUGAUCUCGGUCUACAGCUCCACGACGAUGACACUAAUGAGCAUCGCGGGAUUCUCUUUCGAAAGAAAGCCGAUGAUAUUUAUGAACGCAUCAUGCCAAACACACUUCCAGGGCUACCUACGGAAGGAAAAUCAACAACGAUGAGAAUUAUUAUCUCCGGGAGCCGGUUCGAAGCCACCAAAAGCACGGAUACCCUUUUCGACCCAGAUUCCAAUUCGACGGAAGAGGAAUUCCAUGUGGUAUCGUCUCCUCAAGAUACGUCGCUUCUUACUGUCAACAGAUCGCCGACAUCUGAGUCUGAGGCGGUAUCUACCUGCAUUUCAGCCUUAACCGCAAAUCCGCCUAGCCCAAGAAUCAAGGCCGCAGAAGAGCCUACCUGGGUGGAAGUCAGUAAAGUUUAUGAAUACGACGAUGGCAGUUUCUCUGAUGACGACUACGGUUCUUUGGAGGCAUCGAAGCAAACACAGCUUGGUGACGACUGGGAUUCAUCAGUAUCCGUGGCGUCUGUCGACUCCCAGCCAACGACAGUAGCGAAUUCCCCUGCUCAGGUGGAAGCACGACUUGAUGUCCAUCAAUGCGACUUCUUCGACAAGUUCGACAGUGGAGUUCCCAAAAAAGAAACGCUCGACAAUAUUCGUAUACCUGGAGACUUCCUCGAGGCACGACUCGCUCAAACAAUGUUGCGCAGGUUUUCAAUCUUCCUGGAGACCGAGAAUCACGUUAUUGAGAAGCGACUGAGACGCAUCAAACGAUCGAAUGAGCAAGGCCGCCCAUCGAUAGGGAUUCAUUCCCGGGCGAUUCUCCAGGAAUUUGCUUGCCCGUUCUUCGCAAAGGACCCCGAUAGAUAUGUCAAUUGCCUCAAACAUCAUGAGCUCAGAAGUAUGGAUGAUGUGAGGCGGCAUAUUCUACAACACCACCGUCUGCCAUUCUACUGCCCAACAUGCAAGAAUGCAUUCGGUCUGGCAUCUGCUCGCAACCAACAUAUCAUUGGUCGAACCUGCGAAUUUCUUGACGAAUUCCCUUUUGAGGGCAUUUCCGAAGAUCACAGGAAGUUCAUCGCCAAUACUCGGUACAUCCCUACAGAAGAGUCACAAUGGCACCAGACGUGGCGAAUUCUGUUUCCGCAUUUGAAAGCCCCAGCUUCACAUCUUCGAAGCGGCCCAGGGCUGAAGGUUUCGAAGUUCAGGGCCUUCUGGCAUAGACAUGGUCAGGCUGUACUUGAGAAGGCCCUUUCUCAAACCAUGUCGACGGAAGCCACGUCAGAGUGGCACGAUGCUCAACUCCUAUCUUCUAGGGUCCUUUCUGAAGCCAUCACAGCUUUGGUCCAGGAUUCAUGA
This is a messenger RNA of Colletotrichum siamense, 2274 nucleotides long. Its product is annotated as Vegetative incompatibility protein HET-E-1. The transcript has a single exon. The record is from RefSeq and is a predicted model, not a curated record. NCBI's taxonomy places the organism in Eukaryota, Fungi, Ascomycota, Sordariomycetes, Glomerellales, Glomerellaceae. Bases 1 to 2274 code for a protein of 757 amino acids.